AUGACGCUACCGCCGCAUCCACAUCUCACGCGAAAAGAAAUUGAGGAAUUUGAGGCUCUUCCCAUAGCCAUCAGGCGAAAAACUAUUGGUGUCUUGGACCCCUCGAGCCCACCCGACAAGGAACUCCGUCGACAUCAUCAACGUCGUGGAGCAUCGCUCGGCGCUAUCGUUCCUGGUAGACCACUAGAGCGACCGACUACCUCUCCAACUUGUCAGGACAACGUAUUCUCUGCCGAUUGCGCGUUCCUGGCUAAGCUUCCCGCUAAGAUUAGAGAGAAGCACCUGACUAGAGAGGAGCAGGUCCUCGUUGCCAGACAGUUAAGGCAGAGUGUCAUAUUGGAUGCUGCUGACGAAGCAUUCUUCAAGGCCGGCCGUCUUGCGAACAGACGCCCUUCACCACCUCCAGUCUAUCCACCAACUUUGUCUUCAUCUGAGCGACCUAGUAUGGAGUCUCUACUAAGCGACAAUGCUUCCAUUGGAAAGCGCGACUCACUUUACGACAGCUUCCGAUGGCUGGAUGAAGAGGAGGAUCUCGAUCUACGACUUGCUCUCGACGACUAUCAUGUGAAUUUGAGGGAGUCGGUGCCUAUGGCUCCUAAGGACCCAAGGCCCCCUUCGUUCCGUCGACAUAUGUCCUUCUCCAAGGUCCCAUUUGGUCGCACAUCUAUCUCAAGUCGACCAGGAACAAAGGAUGCGCAACAACCACCGCCUUCUGCUAACUCCACUUCUGCUACCUUGGUAGGCUUUCCCCAACCUGGACGACGGAAAUCUAGGGCGCUGUCGCUUAUCACUCCGAAGCAUGCUGCCCACAAAUCGAUAUCUUCAAUCGACCCCGGCGCUACUCACUAUCAGGAUCCCGAGGCGCGCUUGAAACUACGAGUAUAUCUAGCUUCGCCGCAGAAGUUCGACGAAGCAAUCGAGUUUGGUUUCCCUUCGAGUGAUUCUUCGGCAAUUCCAUAUAGGGAUUUACCAAGCGCAAAGUGCCAAUCGGAUGGGAUAUUUUCUCCAGACUCGGAGAAGUUCAAGACGUUCCUGGAGGAUGAUAAAUCAUCUAUUUACAGCGACGACGCAUCGCUACCAGAUCCCGAGUCACCUAGAACCCCCGACACGCUAGACAAACACGACAAGUCGCUUCAGCGACCUCGCACCAAUGACUAUCCAUCUAGACAUCCAGAAACUUAUGCACAAGUACCUGCAGCUUCCCGUGAGAUGACGCUACGCAUGACGCUUACGCGACCCGAUCUACGGGCCUGCGAAGACAAUUUAUACGGGUGGCAACAAACGCCGCGACCGUAUUCCAGCAAACCGUCACAAGUGCUUGCAUUACGGGAUGAUACUCCCAUCUCUGCUCCGUAUACUAGUCAUGGUGCUAAAGAGAGUAUGGACAAGAUUUUCGCGGAUAUUGACCACGAGCUCGGUCUUCCUGCUCCUACGGACAGCAAUGUUGUGAAGCGCUUCUGGAAUCGAGUACGACGAAGCUAA
Daldinia childiae is the source of this 1482-nucleotide messenger RNA. Its product is annotated as mucin. The record is from RefSeq and is a predicted model, not a curated record. Bases 1 to 1482 code for a protein of 493 amino acids. Lineage: Eukaryota; Fungi; Ascomycota; Sordariomycetes; Xylariales; Hypoxylaceae. The transcript has 2 exons.